This is a messenger RNA of Knipowitschia caucasica, 1446 nucleotides long. The record is from the annotation of a GenBank genome assembly. Lineage: Eukaryota; Metazoa; Chordata; Actinopteri; Gobiiformes; Gobiidae.
AUGGGGCCGAAAAAGGUACCAAAACCCGCAGAACCGGAAAUCACCCCAGAUAGUGAUUCCGAAGGGGGCGGAGCUGCUGGAGGAGAGCCCGCCAAGGCAGAGACACUUAUGGGUGCAGACUUCGAAACCCUAGUUUGCAUGUUGCGAAAAUGUCUUACGUUCCAGUCUGACCUGAGCAAGCGUUGGAAUGAAGAAACGCAGAAGCAGGAGGAACGAUGGCAGGAGAUGGAGGUACAGGUUCACCGACUCAGAGAGGGCCUGACCGAAGUUGCGAGGCGUGGUCCUCAACACCCCCAUGUACAACAACAGGAAGAAGUGGAGCCCCAAUCUCCCACGCUACGGGAGCAUUCGGGGAGAGGCUGGGCCCAGAAGCUCCACUGUAUGAGAAACAACAUCCACAUGAACCUGUUCGCCUCCUUCAUCCUCAGAGCGGUGUCCAUCCUGGUGAAAGACGCUCUGCUGAGCCUCACCCUCGACCCCCGCAGCACCAGCAGCACACGGCCACGCUCCUGGGCCAAUAUACCGGCGGUGAUGUGGUGCCGAGGAGCCAUGGUUAUGAUGCAGUACAGCGUCAUGGCCAAUAACUACUGGCUUCUGGUGGAGGGAAUCUACCUGCACAGUCUGCUGGUCAUCACUGUGUUCAGUGAGAGGAAGUACUUCUACAGCUAUCUGGCCAUCGGCUGGGGUGCACCUCUCAUCUUUGUGUCUCCGUGGAUCACCGUCAAGUACCUUUAUGAGAAUGAGGAGUGCUGGGAGAGGAACACCAACAUGGGAUAUUGGUGGAUCAUCCGCUCUCCUAUUCUUUUUGCAUGCUUGAUCAACUUCUUCAUAUUCAUCAGGAUCAUCAAAAUACUGAUGUUAGCAAAGUCCACCCUGACGCUGAUUCCUCUCCUGGGGAUUCACGCCAUCCUGUUCACGUUUGUCAUCGAUGAGUCGGUCCCUAAAGGCUCCGUGCUGCGUCUCGUCCGUCUCUUCUGUGACCUCCUCUUCAACUCCUUCCAGGGCCUGCUUGUUGCCAUCCUCUACUGCUUCGUCAACAAAGAGGUGCAGUCAGAGAUGCUGAAGAAGUGGAAGCGCUGGAAACUGGGCCAUGACAUUGACGAGGAAUACCGUCACACUUACAGCCAAACGCCACACGUGAAGAGCGGCAGCAUCGCUACGGGCAACCUGGCAGACAUGGACCAGUGCUGCGAGUCGCCUCAACACGCCACCGCUGCACGGGGAGCCCGCUGCUCCCUCGCCACCGAGGAGAACCGCAGACUUGUGGUCUGCUACAGCAACGGGACAGGUAAAAGCCGCUCCCACAGAAGCCACCUGCUGCAGUUCUCCUUCUUACCACUACGGGGCGCUGCAGGUCGGUCCAGAACGUCCAUAGAGGAUGUGUGGACGGAGGAAGGAGUGCAAUGUCGCGUCGGACCACUAGAGGGAGAGGAGACCAGCGUCUGA